This is a messenger RNA of Ectocarpus siliculosus, 852 nucleotides long. The record is from the annotation of a GenBank genome assembly. NCBI's taxonomy places the organism in Eukaryota, Phaeophyceae, Ectocarpales, Ectocarpaceae.
AUGACCAAGCACUCGUCGGUGGCGGCGCACCAGCACGGGCCUGUCGGCCGAGGACAAGCCACGGGACCGGACGGGGGUAUCCUCGCCCUCACCGCCUUCCAGCAAGGCGUGCUCUCGGUCUCGAACUCCGCCGUCCGCCUGCACUCCAGAGGUUGUCUGCUCCGCGCGACGUUUUCCGGGCUGGUGGAGAAACCCGGCGUGCGAGGCACACCGCCCACCCUGCACUAUCCCGAGAACCUCACCUGCUGCGCGCUCAACUCCCCCUCCACGAUGAUGGGCAUGGGCGCCGACUCGACCCACGUCACGGUCGGCUCCUUCGGAGGGGGCGCCGCGGGUGGGAUCCCGGGGGGGUCCCCUCCCUCCCUCUUUCAGCUGGACCCGGUGCCGGGCCUGCGGCUGGUGAAGGCGGUGGGGCUGCCGGAGGAGGCGGGGGUUACGGCGAUCGCGCGCGGCGCCAUGCUGGCGGUAGGCGGAAACGACGGGCGCAUCCGGCUGCUGGACCCGCGCCUCCGCAGCACUAGCGUCGAGCACGUACUCGAGGCGCACACCGGCCCGGUGCAGGCGGUGGCCGUGACGCCUACCGACGGCGUCAAGAUCGUAUCCGUGGGGAUGACGUCCAAGUCCCUCAACCCUUACGACACCUCCGCCCCGACCGAGCUCUUCGGGGACCCCGUUGUGCGGGUGUUCGACGCCAGGAUGCCCACGAGGCCCGGGCCGCCGCUGCAGUUCAGCAUGCUGGGGGCCCCGCGGCUGGUGCGGUUCCUGGCGGACGAGAGCCUGGCCCUCGCCUCGUCAUCUGGGCAGUUCCUGGUGUCCAAGGAGCCCUUCACCGGGGUCGGGGGGAGGCGUUGA